Molecule: messenger RNA, 7505 nt
Organism: Calidris pugnax (ruff)
Lineage: Eukaryota; Metazoa; Chordata; Aves; Charadriiformes; Scolopacidae
Gene: ZC3H12B
Product: zinc finger CCCH-type containing 12B
Exons: 6
Coding region: 265-2778 (837 amino acids)
Cellular component (GO): cytoplasmic ribonucleoprotein granule; nucleus
Molecular function (GO): RNA endonuclease activity; mRNA binding; metal ion binding
Source: RefSeq, a predicted model, not a curated record
GCACGGCACAGGACUGUCAGAGAGCAGGCCUCCUAGAUAAAAUUCUGCUUCCGAACACGGACUGUAUAUCUGAGCUGUUUUCUUCAUAAGCGAGACAGAAGAACUUCAUGUUGGUGGUGUUUAUGCCAGAAAAUAGUAAGCAAGAAAAAUUAACUCUAGCCUCGUGUAAACUUUUAAUUGGCCAACAUGAUGCAACUGCGUGUGAAUUCCAGGUGGCUUUGGAAAUGAAGGAGAACUGAGCUCUCUGGCUGGAAGCUGAACGUGAUGACGGCCUGGUCUAUGGUAGGGAAGCUGAAAAUGGAGAAGAGGCACUCCAGAGAAGACAGAAAUGUGGAACAAGAUGCUGGGGAAUGCAGUGCUGAGUCUGAGGAAUGGACGAGCUCAGAAAGUGAACCUGAGCAACCGUACUUCAGAAACACCUGUAGCAAUAUUCAGUGGAGAGAAAAGGAGGUUUCCACUAAACCACAUCGGCCGCUCUGUCGGUCCCCGUGUUUGGAUCGCCCCAGUUUUUCACAGAGCAGUAUCACACAAGACUUGAAGCUAGACGAAUGCAAACCAAAUUUGGACAAGGAAUACCAAGCUAAAAUGGAUUUUGCUUUAAAGCUUGGCUAUGCAGGGGAUCAGAUCCAGGCUGUACUGAAUAAAUUGGGAGCAGAUGCGCUCAUCAAUGAUGUUCUGGCAGAGCUUGUGAGACUUGGCAACAAAAGUGAAUCGGAGGGACAAAGCAGUGCCAGCAGUACCACCAGUACUCUGGUGCCAAGAGGGCCUUGCCCAAAGGAAAUAGCAAGCCCUGAAUUGUCACUUGAAGAUGAAGUUGUGGAUAACAGUGAUAACUUGAGGCCAAUUGUCAUUGAUGGAAGCAAUGUGGCUAUGAGCCAUGGGAAUAAAGAAGGAUUUUCCUGCCGGGGAAUUCAGCUGGCUGUUGAUUGGUUUCUGGAAAAAGGACAUAAAGAUAUCACUGUGUUUGUACCUGCAUGGAGGAAAGAACAGUCUCGACCUGAUGCGCCAAUUACAGAUCAAGAAAUCUUACGUAAAUUGGAGAAGGAAAAAAUUCUUGUUUUCACCCCAUCUCGAAGAGUUCAGGGAAGAAGAGUAGUUUGCUACGAUGAUCGAUUCAUAGUAAAACUCGCUUUUGACUCAGAUGGCAUCAUUGUAUCCAACGACAACUAUCGGGAUCUUCAAAAUGAAAAACCAGAAUGGAAGAAGUUCAUAGAGGAGCGGCUGCUCAUGUAUUCUUUUGUGAAUGACAAAUUUAUGCCUCCUGAUGACCCUUUAGGACGCCAUGGUCCAAGCCUUGAAAAUUUCUUAAGGAAAAGGCCAGUUAUUCCUGAACAUAAGAAGCAACCGUGUCCUUAUGGUAAAAAGUGCACCUAUGGGCACAAAUGUAAAUAUUACCACCCAGAACGGGCAAACCAGCCUCAAAGGUCAGUAGCGGAUGAGCUUCGAAUAAGUGCCAAAUUAUCUGCUGUGAAAACUAUGAGUGAGGGAGCCUUGGCCAAAUGCGGCACAGGGCCCUCCAGCUCCAAAGGAGAGAUCAGUUCUGAAGUGAAACGCAUUGCCCCAAAACGUCAGUCAGAUCCAAGCAUUAGAUCAGUAGCUGUGGAGCCUGAGGAAAAGUUAUCGGUGGCCCGGAAGGCCGAGGCCAGCUCUGUCCCGUCUCUGGUUUCUGCAUUAAGUGUUCCAACGCUCCCUCCACCAAAAAGCCAUGCAGCUGGUGCAUUAAAUACUCGUUCUGCAAGCAGUCCGGUGCCAGGUUCCUCACAGUUCAUGCAUCAGAAAUCCUCACUGGAACAUAUGUCCAGUGUGCAAUAUCCUCCUAUACUAGUCACCAAUAGCCAUGGCACCUCGGUCAGCUACGCUGACCAGUACCCCAAAUACGACUCGCUGGGGGACCAUGGCUAUUACUCCUUACUCAGUGAUUUCUCCAACUUGAGCAUAAGUAGUAUCCGUAACACAGAUUAUUACGGGGCCGAUAUGGACCAGGGCAUGUAUUCUAGAAACUCAAGCCCCUGUCCUGACAGUUGCUUAAGCCAUACGAGUAAUGAUUCUUAUUCCUCUUACAAUGACUUGUAUCUGGGUGUAGCAGAUGCCAGUCCAGAAGACAAUGUGAAGAUCCACAGACUGCCAUCGCAAAAUCGCGUUCAGCCUUUUCCCCAUGGUUACCAUGAAGCCUUAAAUAGAGUCCAGAGUUACGGACCCGAGGAGCCUAAGCAAUCCCUUCGCAAACAGUCAGUUUCCCACUUAGGCCUCCAUGCCCAGCAUCCGGUUGUUGGAGCGCGGUCCAGUUGUCCAGGAGAAUACCCUGUGCCUCAAAACGUUCACCCAUCGACUGCACAACCAAGCCGUGCCUUGGUCAUGACGAGGAUGGACAGUAUUUCUGACUCAAGGCUUUAUGAGAGUAACCCAACGAGGCAGAGGAGGCCCCCUCUGUGUCGGGAGCAGCACGCCAGCUGGGACCCCUUGCCCUGCGCCUCCGACUCCUACGCCUAUCACUCCUACCCCCUCAGCAACAACCUCAUGCAGCCGUGCUACGAACCCGUCAUGGUGAGGAGCAUGCCCGAAAAGAUGGAGCAACUCUGGAGGAAUCCCUGGAUCGGGAUCUGUGGGGAGCCCCGGGAACCACACAUCAUCCCAGAACACCAGUAUCAAACCUACAAGAACCUCUGCAAUAUUUUCCCUCCCAGCAUUGUCCUUUCUGUGAUGGAAAAGAACCCCCACAUGACAGAUGCACAACAGCUGGCAGCUAUGAUUGUUGCCAAAUUAAGAACAGGGCGUUAAAGCAUUACAGCCUCUUUUGGAUAAAUGAAACUCUACGGCGCGAAGAACCCAGAGGAAAACUUACAUGAAGAAGGAAGGGGCCAAUCUAUUGUAAAUAUUUUCUACUGAGAUAGUAUAAAAUUCUGUAUACAGUAGCAAUCACAUAUAUAUAUAUAUAUGCUGAGGCACAAUAUAAGAGUUGAUUGUAUUGUAAAUUUUAAGAUUUUAAAUAUAGGGAUUUUUAAUAGUAUUUUAUAGGAAAUGCAUACCUUGCUGCAUGGAUAGCUCAUUAAGAACUACGAUGUCACGUUCAGUGUCUCAAAGCUGUUACUACAAAAUUAUUGUUAGCAAUUAUAUUGCAUGUAUUAGUGUACACAUUCAAUUUGCUUAUAAAUACCUAAUUGGCCUUUAAAAGUACGCUCUACACACACCCGGAUGACUUUUAGGGUUUCAGCUUUGUCAUUUGACACUGCUUCCUGGCAUAUUAAAUAGCGAAGAAAAAGUAAACGACAAAAAUUAAGAGUCAAUUUGUAAAAGGAAAAAAAAAAAAAAACAAAACCAAAACUAUUUCAGCUUUUGGACGUCAAUAUUGUUGUUGGUACUUAAAAUUCCAAAACGGUUCCCCAAGAGUUUGAGCAUUUAUUACAUUGGCCAAUACGUGGGCUCAAUCCACCAGAAGCCGAAUAUUGUAUUAAAUUAGGACCAAACCAUUAAGGAGCGUGAAGGCGUCAGCGCCGUUGGGUUGACAAGAAGUUGAACUGUAGCUUCUCUCUUCAGAACCGCCUGAACGAGGAGCCAAACUGAAAAGAAAUGGUCGGUUUAAUCUAAAUGGGAUUAUUCAGCCCAAAGUGGUAGAAACUGGAUGUUACAGUUCAUCAGUAACUACAGCCCUUCCUGCGGGGGCCGGGAUGGCGUCGGAGCCCGGCCCCGCACCUGGGAUCAGCUGGAGAAAGGGGGCUGAGGGCAAGGGAGGGAGGUGCUUCUGGAGCAGAGAUGCUACAGUUGGGGUUUGGGAUGAAGCUGCCCCGGUUUUUUGCUCUUCAGCUCCACGCAAAGGUGUGCAUUUGCCUCCUGAAGGCUUUUAGAGUUCCUGUUUCGACAGGGGAGAUAAUUUUGUGUGGCAUUGUUUUGCGCAACCGGUAUCUUGCUCAGGGUGGGAACCUUUGUAGCUAAAUGUCUCCAAAAAGAGGCGUUUAUUGUUUUUUAAGCUGCACUGACUGGACGCCCUUUUUUGAAUCCAUUGUAUAUUUCAACAUUUCGAACCAUUACUAACUCGAUACGUCUCGAGCUAGGACUUGUUGACUUCUACUGUAGUUUUUUUCAUGAAAGUUGAGAAGGCCUGGUUUAUGGCCUUUUUGUUUCUUCAUGAGAAGGUGUGACACUGCCUAAAUGUUUCUUACUGUGAAACACACGGAACGUGAGGCUGCAGUCAGGGUUGUUUCUGGUGUUUUGAUAAGGGCUUGCAUGCUGCUUCCUACUUAUCUGUUUGUCUGGGAACAAAAGCUCUCUUAAUUUCUUCCACUUGUGUUACCGUAACGGUUGCUUUGAUUCAAAAUAACCUUGUGGGCUCUUUAUCACGUGCAAAAUCUGUUCCUGUCAUAUAAAAAAAAACCAAACCCAAACCCCAAACAACCAGCAAUUACAGGUGCAACGACGGUUAAUUUACUCGUAUUUGAUGACCGUAGCAUUUGGCACAGGAGAAAUCUUCCUGUGUUGGUAGAGGUAACAUCUAUAAUGACAUUAUAUAUGUCAUUACAGAUGUCGUUAUAUAUGAGAGAUAUAUUUGUCAUUAUAGAUAUGACAUUAUAUAAUGUCACUAUGUACUUCAAAUGAAUUAACUGGAAGGUGAUUCUGUAUUUACACUUGGGUGUUUAAAAAUACCUUCAAGUUUGAAGGAGUUCGUUAACAUCUCUGUUAACAGGGAAAAAAAUAAAUCUUCAGAUGUUUAUAGUAGUUGGAGAAAACAGAUUUAACUCUUGACCACUUUUUCGAAAACAUUUCUUCCCGACCAGCAUUUUAUAUUUUUAAUUUGCGAUUAAUUCUUAUUCUCUUCUCUUGCAUGGUAUAAGCAGCUGAGAGCAAUGCCUCAAAUAACCAGAAAUGACCUUUUGUUUGUUGAUACAAAUUGUAUCUCUUUUUCUUGAUUGUAUAAAAACUGUGUAUAAAAAUAAUAAUAAUAAUAAUAUAAAUCUCUAGAUUAACUUCAGUAUUAACAUUUUCACCACAACGUUUGUGACACCGUGUGUCACAGGGAAGUAGCCCAUGAGUAAUUAUGGAUCUUUUUUUAUUUAAAAUGGGCACUUGUAGUUUAUAGACAAACAAAGGACAACUUUUCAGAACCAGUUUAUUACGUGCACAGGUACUGUGUGUACACCUCGAAGCAUUACAUAGUUCUCUUGAGUCUAUUUAUUAAGCAGAUACAUUCUUGCACUAAACUUUAUGUAAAAAAAAAAAAAGUUGCUGUUGACUCAUCUGCAUGUGUUUAAAAUGUGACAGUAGAAUUGCUAUAGACCCUGCUUUAUUCUUAACGGAUUAAUUUAUGAAUUAUUUAGGUAUAAAAUGAAGUUUCUUGUGCACUCAACGUUUUUCCAUCUUGCAUGGAAUUAAAUAUUUGUAUGUAGAAAAAUGUUUGUUCCCUUUUUCUCCAAUUAUAAAGCUAAGCUAUUUAAAGAGAGGUUUGGUAGGUGUUUUUAGUGUUUCCCAACAUGGAAAACUAAGCAGAAAUUUCUGGGUGAAGCGUUGGGUGGUUUAUGGAGAUAACUCAUUUUUGUAGGGUUUGUCUAGUCGUUUUGAUUUUCACUAACUUUUGUCUUACUGAUAGAAUAACUCACUUGGAAGCCAGGGGAAUGCUACACUAUCCAAACCCUGCACACUAUUUCCUUAAGGCACUGGGAAGGCGGAUGGGCUUUUUCUAGGAAGGUGUUGGCAGCGGCGCCUUGGGGAAAUAAUUUGCAAAUUUUGUGCUUCUUUAGUCCUCCUUAGAGGUAACGAGGCUUUUGUAUCUGAUGUAGUUGUUCCUAAGUGAUAAUUCAGUCCAUUUUCAGGUACGUUUACAAACCAGUUCAAACCACUGACCCAUCCGUUCACCUUCAGCGCAUAAGUUUAGAUUUCUUCUGACCUGGAAGAGUUGAUCUUAUUAUCCAUUGCCUGCUCGUAACUGUCCAUAUUGUAAAUAGGAGACUUUGUAUAAAUGCUCUUUUUGAGAGCAUGGUAUUUAAAUGUUUUUAAAGCUGUAACGGAACAGUUCUAGAAACUAUAUUUUAAUAAUAAUCCAUGAAAUUACAAUUCUAGAUGAGGGGGGAAAAAAAAGAAAAAUAAGUGGGAAGGUAAAAUCCUGGCCCCUUGGACUCUGCAAGGGUCGAGCCGAGUGCUCUCCUGGGGCCAGAGCGUUCUCUGGGAGCUCUGAUUUCCCAAUCUCUCAUCUUUAGCUAUAAUCCUUUCACAUAUUCAUCACUUCCAAGUGUAUAACCUUCAAUUCAUGAAUCAAAAACGCUUUACGAGACAUCUAAGUUAUUUAAUGUUGGGUUGUUGUGUUGUUUUGUUUUGUUUUUUUAAAGAAUUCCAUGUCAUUAAUAUAUUAAAUUGUACAUAGAGAUGAUUUCACUACUGUUAGUCCUGUUGUCGUCGUAUUGAGCUGCAGUAGUUGGCUUUAUUCAUUUGUAGAAUGAAACAUUACUGUUUAAUCGUUGUAAAAUUUUAUAAAUCUCUUUGGGUUUUUUUGGUUGACCCAAAUAUAAUGUAAGUCUUAAUGACAAAAACGAGUGAAAAUGGCUGUUAAACCAGUACGUGGUAUUUGUCAAUCUCUGUAGUAAGACGCGUGCGCUGCUCUAGUCGCUGCUGCAUGAAAUUCAUCCACUCCCACCACUCUCUUCAGCUGCUGUAAAAAAAACUGCUUUAACUGGAAACUUAAAACCCAGGGGGUGUGGAUGGGGUGGCUCAGAACAAGCAGAAGGAUCCUCAUUAAAAAAAAAAAACAAACCCAAGUCCUCUAUCUUGGCCAGUUUCCCUCCAUUCUUUUAAAGCCGUUUUGCCUCAAAUCGUGAAUUCUUCAUUUUGAAAUUCUCAAUGAUAAAGUGAGAACAGACAGAGAAUGUGUCCAAAGAGUUAACACCCAGCGACAGGCAUUUAUACCCAUGGGGUGUGACCAAACCCCACAGGAACAGGUACCAGGGACACCAUUUGAUCACAGUCACUUCUACCAGGAACCUGCCUCAUUUCUCUGCGACUUCGCUCCAGGUGGUUGAAUUAUUAAUUAAUUUAUUUUUUUGACUUGCCAAAAGUUUACCUGAAGGGCUUGGUACUGCAGGACCCGGCGCAGUCAGAUCACUGGAUCUGUCACUGUCACUUCUCUGGCCAGUGUCCGGCUUUAACGCUCCUCUUCCCUCCCCAGGGCCUGGCUGGGGGGGUGGGGGGGGACACACGGCCCUUCUUAUUAACUCUGAGUUCUUGCAAUAUUUCAACUGGAAAAAUACUCUUCACUUACCCUCCUGCUGCUGUUUGGUUGGUUUUCCAAGAGCCAUUGUACAAUAUCUAUGGGUUUGGUCCGUGGUAUUUAGUAUUUAAAGUUUGUAAAUGUAUUAAUGGAGAGAAGAAUCUAAAAGGAAUAGAGGCUAUUACCUGUCUGUCCCUGCCCCCCACCCUGCUCUGUGUGAAAGGUUUGCACAAUUAUUUAAUAAUAUGAAACAUGUUAUACUUUAUAUAUAUAUAUUAAAAAAAAUGCUUAUUUAAUAAAACUGAGAGCCAUUGGA